GCUGCAGGAGAGCCAGCAGCGAGCGAGCGAGCGAGAAAGAGCCGUGCUGCACAGUAGUGUGAGGCAGUGCGCGCGCGCGCGUACCUAUACCCGCGGAGAGCGAGAGAGCGAGAGAGAGAAGAGCAGUUACGUCGCUCUACUCGCUCAGGCUCAGACAGUGUCUCGCGCGAGACGCCGAGCGCGGCCCAGGAGCUCGUCGCCAGGCCCUCCAGCCACUCAGCCCCCCCCCCCAUUGUCUCGUCGAGGACGGCCCUCGGGGUUGCUGCUGCUGUCGGGAGGUGGCUCCGAAACGUUGGUGCAGCGGAUCGCCAGUCAGAGGCACGAUGCAACGCUCUGUACGGGGGGCCACUUAAAUGCCCGAGCGACAGCAGCAGCGAGCUUACUCCAUGUUGUGCCUCGGCCAGCAGCACUGCUGCCCGCCUGCAACUACUUGCGACACCGCGCUACGCUGGAAAGCUGCCUUCGAAGUGAGUGCGCUCUCUGUGCAGUUAACAUCGGGAUUAUCGCCGCUGGUGAAUAGUGCGCUCUCGCUGCUGGCCCAGCCAGCGCCCAGGACGAGCCGACUUUCGAGGCCGAGGCUCUAUACUCACUUCAAUCCCUUCUCUCCGCUCCGCCUAGCUCCGUCUCUGUCGCUCUCGCGCCCGCUACUCGCGAUAUACCUCUAUACGUGCUAUAUACCUCGAGCCAAGUGUCUGUCUGUCUGUCUCGCUCAGUGUGCGUGCGUGUGUGUGUGUGUGCAGCAGUCGUGUCUCUCUCUCUCUCUCUCUCUCUCUCUCUCCUCGAUAUCGCGCGCGCCUCUCUCUCUUUCUCUUUCUUACUCCUACUCUCCUUAUGUGCGCGACGAUCUGCGACUUGGACUUGGUUUCUCUGGUGCUACGACCAGAAGCCAGAACUUGCGUCUCGCUCUUCUUCAUCAUCGUUCGUCUUGUUUGACUGCGAGUCUGCCUGCGCGGGACGACCGCGUCCCGAACAAGACGAAGACGAUGCUGCUGCUGCUGCUGCUGCUGCCCCUGCCCCCACCCGUGAAUACGUGGUGAUAACCAGACUCCGAAGAGCAGUCUGCGGGAAAGGUUGCUGCACCAGGAAACCACACUAUUCGUAGGCUGUAUUCGAGUGAAUUUGCUUGAGAAUCGAAGCACCUACCUCAUCCAUAGCAAGGACGUUUAUCCUUCAAAUCCCCUGCCUGAUAGCCCAGAGUAUCACUGGGUCUCAAAGUACUACCAAUAGAAACCUCUGGAGAGAGAAAGAGUGAGAGAGUCGCAAGACCGCAUUCUCUUACAAACUCACACACAAACCCACACAGACAACAUGGAGCGAGAGUCGAAUCCCAUGCAAGCACUGUGCAGAAGCGGCUGUGGCUUCUACGGUUCGCCAGCCACCGACGGCCUCUGUUCUCUUUGCUACAAGGAGAACCUGAAGAAGAAGCAGCAACCUCCUGUAUCGACUACGUCUGUACCAGCCUCACAGACCGCCUCUGGUAACGCUGGAACGUUGCAGAGUGGUUUCGGCAGCCCUGCCUCCACAGGAACUACUGCCCAGCCAACCAUACCUACCAUACCCCAACCAACGACAGAUCUGUCCAGUCCAAAAGAAGUGAGCAGGGACGAACAAGAGAGCGAAGUAGGAAACAGCAGUGCAGCUGCUGAAGGCUCAGUGAGCAGCGGGGAUGUGGACGACUGCUUCGACGGUAAAGAGACUGACAAGGACUUCAAAAAGAAGAAAAAUCGUUGUGCUAUUUGUCGCAAGAAAGUGGGUUUAACUGGUUUUGAGUGUCGAUGUGGUGGACUCUUCUGCUCUGUGCACCGGUACAGUGACAAGCACGAAUGCAAGUUUGAUUACAGAGAAAUGGGCGCUCAAGAAAUUCGGCGCAACAAUCCAGUUGUUGUUGGUGAAAAAGUGCAAAAAAUUUGAACUAUUUAGUGUGUAGUCGUUGGGAAAAUGGUUAUAUAACUAUAUAAACAAAAUAUAAAAAACACGAAGAAAACGAGAUAAAUUAUCUGGCAGCUGAUUGCACAUCGAGGAACAAAGCAGAUGGACAUGUGUGGGAUAGAGCGAGAGAAUGUGUAAAUGAAUGCAAGUGAAACUAACCGUAUGAACGAGAACAAAAUUUGUCAAGCGAAAGAUGACAAUGGGAGAUACGGGGUUUCGGGCGUAGGCUAAAUAAAUAUUAUACGGAGACUUGGUUGAAGCAGGAAAGAAAGAAACCGAUAGCGUGUUUGCGCGUAAGUCUGCGUAAUUUAAAAAAAAAAAAGAUUCUUUUUUGGUUGCCAGUGCCAUUGUCAGAUUGUCAUCUAGUGAGAGAUUCAUAUGAAAAUGAAAAUAAUAUCUGGUUACUAACUGCUGCCAGCUUACUACUACUAUACACAUAUAUAAAUAUAUCUAUUAUUAUCAUUAUGAUUAUUACGGUUUAUUAUAACUAUCAUUCUAUAUAAUUAGAUUUAUUAAUUUACUUGAAACGAAAACACGAGAGAAAUUAAGGAGCAGGAAGGACGUUCAUAUUUUAAGUAGACGAAUGAUUUCCUGGUGCAGUCAGUCGGUCCAAGUGACGGAGCAGUGUAUCUCUUGUUAAUGAAGGACGAGUCCAUCGAUAUAUAGAUAUAUAAACAAUUAAAAAAAAAAAAGAAGCAAAUUCGAAACUCGUAAUUGUUUUUUGUUUUCCAUAGUGUCAAUGAUUAGUUAAGCGCGGUGACAAGGAGGAUGUUAUAUUGAAACGAUGAUGACUGACGUUGAUGGGUGAUCACAAUUCUAGGUUUAACGAUUAGUCUAAUAAUUAUUAAAUAUAUUAGCUGAUUGAUUCAUAAAUAAUGCAAUGGAAUAUAAGUAGUACUGUGUGUUUAUGUCCAAUUUCACGAGAAUAUAACGAGCAUUAUUACUCAUUAAAUACUGUUUGAAAUUACGUUACAAAUCGUUAUUCUUAAAAAAAAAAUAUAAAUAAAAAAAAAGAAAUAUAAAAAGAAUCCGCUACACGUAUACGUCUGCGUGACUUUCUUUGCUGCUAAGCAUCCGACGACAAAUCCUUCCGACGAUGGCGCGUCCGUUCCUCGUUCUCCGAUCUUCAUGUAUGGAUCGGUGUGUGUCUUAUACAUAAAUAUAUACAUAUAUUAUUAUAAACUGCGUGUUGUUGCGACGACUGGAGUCGAGUGUCGGUAUUUCUCGUUUUCUUCUCUUUAUUCUUCAUUUUUUCGCUUGUUUUAUUUUUCUUUUUGUGAGUUAUAUUAUAUUAGAUAAAAAAAUAUGAAAAUGAAAAAAUGCUGCGCGAGGUAUUCCGGUGCUGCGACGCAGCGCUGCAAUUUUUAGGUAUAUAUAUGAUUAAAUCUAAAUAAUGGUUAGUAGACAAAAAAUCUAGAGGCCGGGCAUUAGGUGUGAGAAAAAUUUUAAAAGCGACAGAGCAAAAAGGGCCGAAUGCAUCUAUGAUACUCUACGUAGACUUGUUGUUUCGCAGCUCUUCUGUAGGGACUGCGCUAUGGACUUUUUUGCAGUCGCACGCGAUCGCGUAAAAGCGAACUUUUGGCCCUCCGCCCGAGACAAGAACGGAGGACAUACGAUUUUUGCAUUCGAUGCGCUGAGUUUGUUCUCCCGUUUAAAAAGAAACUAAAUAAUACAAAUGAGCCUUCAGAAAACCCAAGUAACAAAAAACCGGACGCUGGAUUGCUUGUUAUUGUGUUAUAAAAAAAAAUUAAAAAUACAUUUUCGAAUGCGCCGAAAGAAUUGGUUGAGAAAUAUGAAUCGUCGUUAUCGUAACAAUGAGAUGCAGACUCCAAUUAGCCAAGAAACCGUCUGUCUCAUCGGAUAUAUCUUAAGCUUAAAUGGAGACAAGGUGUUCGAUACAUUACCGCUUUUUUAAGUUUUAGGUUUCGCGCAUAUUAUGCGCAAAAUAAUGUAACCAACGAUUCAUCUUUUUCACUGAUCGAUAAAUACUUUUAGUACAAAUGAAAAAUAUAGUUUUUCUUUUUUUCCAAGCGAAUAACUAUAUGCUGAUUACCAAGGAUGAGUGUUCAUUUUAAGUGGUGUUACGGCUUGUUUCGACAUUUUUACGCGUCGCAGCAAUUUCUCAAAGGAAAAUUCGCGAUAAUUAUAAUUUAAAAACGAUCAUUGCUUGUAUAUUCCUAAAAACGUAAUGUAAACAAUGCAUUGUAAGGAGGACUAUUAAGAAAAUUUACUUCUUAAAGUAUUUUUAAAUACGUCUAACCAUUUCAAAUGAACAUCCAGCUCUCCUUAUUUUCUAGCAAAUUCUUGUGCUAAACUGUCAGUAAUGAAAAGUAAAUCAAUAUUGUUUUUAAUUUUUCUUUUCAUUGUAGAGCGCACGACAGACUAAGUCUUCCUGUAAAUAAACUGAACUAUAUAUAAAAAA
This is a messenger RNA of Nasonia vitripennis (jewel wasp), 4351 nucleotides long. It is a transcript of the gene drn, whose product is annotated as AN1-type zinc finger protein 5. The transcript is spliced from 4 exons. Gene Ontology annotation, molecular function: DNA binding; zinc ion binding. Bases 1309 to 1911 code for a protein of 200 amino acids. The record is from RefSeq and is a predicted model, not a curated record. Lineage: Eukaryota; Metazoa; Arthropoda; Insecta; Hymenoptera; Pteromalidae.